Blepharisma stoltei is the source of this 1113-nucleotide messenger RNA. Lineage: Eukaryota; Ciliophora; Heterotrichea; Heterotrichida; Blepharismidae. The record is from the annotation of a GenBank genome assembly.
AUGAACACAAACUAUCUAAGAACUAAUUAUAAAAUACCUAACUUCACCAGCGAGGAAAGACUAUUUUACCUGGGCCGAAAUCAAGAAUACGAAGAAGAGAGCUCAAUUGUUAGACUUGGAUACGAUGAGAAAAAAAGUCCUACUCACAGAAGCACUUAUUCAAUUGAUGAGUUUAAAUUAAAAGCAUUAUCAACCCCAAAUAAGCCAAGUCACAAACGAACGAUAAGUGGGACACAUGCCUAUUUUACAGAACUCAGAAGUUUUGGGAGCAAGUCUCCACCUUCAAAUUCAGAAAAAAGUGAUGAGUUAAACGGAAACUGCUGUUUAAGCAAAUACACUAAUAAUCAAGUAUUGCCAGAGCUCUGCGAGUAUGAUGAAACCCCAGUUGUAGCCAAUAACGCAGAAGAGCAAAGCCAGACUGAUUUCCCUGAACAAGAAUCUCCACUUGGUCUUGAGGUUUUUGAAGAGAUGAUGGAAAUAAUUUCAAGUAAAGACUCCGAAAAAUCAAAAAAUAAAGCAAAAAGAAUCAGACAGCUUAAAGAAAUACUACUAGAAAAACUAAAAAAGAGCUCUUCUUUCGAUUCAGCAUCUUUUUCUAAAAAUGAGCUACUGAGUACUGAAAGACUUUCUGAGUUAAUAAAAAGCUCUUUUACCUCAAAUCGCACACAAGUUGGGCCUGGGAGUUCAAUUUUACUAAAUGAGCCAAGUAUAGAAGCUCCUGAAUACAAUAAUUUUUUAAAAGGAAUCAAUAAGACUCCUAUCUCAUACUCAAAACUAAGCGGUGAAAAAAAUAACAUGAGUAAAAUUGAGGAGAUUUUAAUGCAUGUUUGCAAAAAGAGCGCAUAUCAGAUAAACAAUAUUAAGCGAAAAAUGAACAAUGCAAAGUGAGCUAAGAGGUUUGUGGUGAUUUUUAAUAGUUCAGAAAAUUCAGAAAAUGUAGGGGUUUAUGGAAAAGAGUUUAUUAAUUUCAGAAAGAUUGAUGGUGAUCAAAGUUUUCCAGAAAAUGUAUUUAAGCCACAAAUUGAACGAGAGCUUGUGUUUGACGAAGAAAAUGAAUUGAAAGAAAUAGAUAGCGAAGACGAAGCUGAUGCGGUUAUUUUAUAUAAGUCAUAA